Messenger RNA from Botrytis sinoallii, 504 nucleotides. RefSeq lists its product as uncharacterized. The transcript has a single exon. The record is from RefSeq and is a predicted model, not a curated record. Bases 1 to 504 code for a protein of 167 amino acids. NCBI's taxonomy places the organism in Eukaryota, Fungi, Ascomycota, Leotiomycetes, Helotiales, Sclerotiniaceae.
AUGGCUCCUGGCAAACAACCUCGAUAUGAUAGCUCGCCUUCACCGCGCACGAGAGGAACUUUUCGCGCGAAUAAUAAUGAUAAUGGGACUGAUAUAUGGGGCAACAGAGCGAGGGGAGGGUCCGGAGAUACUUGGAUAAAGAAAAUAAUGGAAGACGAUGAAAACAAUGGGGAAGAUGCGAGUGUAGAUAUCGAGGGUGUUACAAGAGAUAUUGGGAAGAUGAGAGAGGAGGAAGCUAAUGGGACGGGUAGAGGAUGGGAUACAGAACUCGAGUUUACGGCUCGAAGUGUGGAUAUUAAUCGUAGCCCACGACUGAAAACGAAUGGUAUACCGAGCAGGAUAGAGGAGAUUAUGGAGCAGGAGAGGAGUUUUGUUGAGGAUGAUGAGGAGGAAGAGGAACAUGAAGAGGCAAAUCAUGCGAAGGUUCAAGAGAGGCCGGCGAGGAGAGGAAAGUCCGUUGAUAAUCUUGAAAGUCGUAAAACUUCGCGGCCAGUAGAGGGAUGA